Molecule: messenger RNA, 973 nt
Organism: Anopheles moucheti
Lineage: Eukaryota; Metazoa; Arthropoda; Insecta; Diptera; Culicidae
Exons: 1
Coding region: 75-854 (259 amino acids)
Cellular component (GO): nucleosome
Molecular function (GO): structural constituent of chromatin; DNA binding; protein heterodimerization activity
Source: RefSeq, a predicted model, not a curated record
GCGGCCAUACUUGGCUUGUUUGUGGCGUUUGUCCGAAUAUUAGGAGUAAAGAAUAUUAACGUUGUUAUUGUACGAUGGCGCCAAGAAAAAAGACCACCAAAGAAGCGAAGGCAGGAAAACUACCAGCCAGAGAGAAAACCCCAUCAUAUACAUUGUCGCAAGAAGUAAAAAGGAAUGAUCGAAAGGACGAAUACCGCUCACUCCGAACAACGGAUGAGCUUCGCAAUGUAAUGGGCGCAGAAUCGGACGAUUCCCUCAGCAAUAGUGAAAAUGAAUCCUUCCGCAACAAUACAACCCAAUCGCGACCGAACUUUUCCUUCCUGCCGUCGCACAAACACUCUAGCCCGAAUAAACACUACAGCCCGAAACGGACCAACGUUGCAGCAUCAGCUCAUCGGCUCGCCAGUAUGCCCACCGAGCCCAACACUGAUCACGAGGAAACUGCUUCUACAACUGCCUCCAGCUCGAGACGCAGUUCGCCACGCCAUGCAUCCACAAGCACCAGCAAUGCAACCAGGAAUGAACCCCAACCGACCAGUUCUAAGCAACCGCACAGCCGGAAACAGACAGCACCCCGCCAACUGAAGAUGCUGAAGGACAUGAUACACCUCCAAAGCACGGUACAUAAUCUGAUUCCAAAGAUGUCUUUUGCGCGCGUGAUUCGGGAGAUCUUGGCCGAGUAUGGCAACCGGUCGCUACGGGUCACUCCGGACAUGUUGCUCUGUUUGCAUGAGGCGUCGGAAAUAUACUUGGUACAGCUGUUCGAGGAUGCGUAUCGCUGUACGCUUCACCGAGACCGGGUAACGCUUCUACCCAAAGACAUGCAAUUAGCUUCCAUGCUUCGGCGCAUUUAAUUUUUGACUGACUGCAGCGAUGUUUUGUGAGUUUUUAUUAUGUGUUGUUUAUAAAUCUGUACGAGUGAUUUGAGUAUUUAGUAAAAUAUUUUUUAGCGAGCUCAAAGCGCUGGACGAUA